UAUUUUUAUAUCAUUACAGAGUUUAUAAUCACAACUCGAUCUGGUCGACAUAAUGGUGGUUACAAACAUAUUCUUUAUUUUUCUAUUUGGACUUCUCUGCUGCUUUACUACAGGAUACCUGAUUGGAAACCAAUGCUUCGUUUACCCUAGUUUUGAUGCUAUUCAGUGGAAAGACGGAAAAGACCGAAUCUGUAUGUUGUAUCAAGGUGAAGCCGUAUGCAAAGAAUGGGAAUGUCCGGUGCCGAGCUGCGACGAGCCAAUAUCUGGCGAAUAUGGAACCUGCAAGUCUUAUUGUAAAGGCAACUGCACAUACGGGGGAACAGAGCAUGAAAUUGGCGUGGGAUUUGUCUCCCCUGAUGGGUCUAACACAUGUUGGUGUUCAGAAUGGAACACCUACUUUUGUUCGUAUGGACAAUUUACAGUACAAACAAUGUGCAACCUUAAUUAGUCCUUAAUAACUUUUUAAGAUUCAAAAAUCACAAAUACUUAGAACAAUCAAUACACAUUUUAUUUUACUUUUAUGUUCUUUGUAUUUAAAAUAUUUACAGUGUAAUGUUAUAUUCUAUGAACUUUAAAAUUGAAAUGUAUACUAUAUGAAUAAAAGAAACUGGACCUCAG
Messenger RNA from Mytilus trossulus (common blue mussel), 618 nucleotides. RefSeq lists its product as uncharacterized. Bases 53 to 448 code for a protein of 131 amino acids. Lineage: Eukaryota; Metazoa; Mollusca; Bivalvia; Mytilida; Mytilidae. The transcript is spliced from 3 exons. The record is from RefSeq and is a predicted model, not a curated record.